CGGUCAGGAGGCCGCGCCCGCUACCCGGUCGCUGUGCUCGUGCUGCCGGAGGCCCGGCGCGGACCUCUCGCGUGGGGCCGCGCAGGACCUCAGGAGGGCUGGGGCGCCCAGGGGCCGGCCGCCGAGCACCACUGCAGGACCACGGGUGGGCGGGCUGAGGGGCGGAGGAGCCGCGGGCCCCGCCUCCCGCGUGCUGCAGCGGGAGCCGCCACCGCCGCGGCCCCGGCGAGGCUUUAAACAGCGGGGCCCGCCCCGCGCUCGCUGCACUCGCGCGCUGACUCGGCUGCCAGCGCUGUUCGUGCCGGCCCGGCGGGGCUAGCGGCGGAGAGCGGGCGGCGGCGAGAGCGACUCCCUCAUCUGACGUUGCGGCCGCGGCCACCGCCGGCCAGGGGCGCGGAAGGCGUGCAGCCCGCGACGUCCGCCAGGCUCUACGGGUCCUCCGGGGGUCGGGCAGCGAUGGAGCCGAGGCCUACGGCGCCCUCCUCCGGCGCCCGGAGGCUGGCCGGGGUCGGGGAGACGCCGCCAGCCGCUGCGCUGGCUGACUCCGGGGUGGACCUGCCCGGCACGGCUGUGCCCUCGAUGUCGGAGGAUGCUGCGGCCGCUAGCCUGGGCGGCGGCGGGGUCCGCAAUGAGGGCUCCGCGGCGGCCGGGGACGGGCUGGGCAGACCCCUGGGGCCCACACCGAGCCAGAGCCGCUUCCAGGUGGACCUGGUUUCUGAGAACGCUGGGCGGGCUGCCGCGGCGGCGGCGGCGGCGGCAGCGUCCGGGAGCAAGGAGACCCCCACCGGCGGGAAAGCCAGCGGCGAAAGCGGGCCGGCCAAAGGCAGCGAGGAAGCCAAGGGCCGCUUCCGUGUGAACUUCGUGGACCCGGCUGAUUCCUCGGCGAACGACAGCCUGUCGGAUCCGGCGGGGGUCGGAGGCGAGGGGCCCAACGUGAGCUUCCAGAACGGCGGAGACACCGUGCUGAGCGAGGGCAGCAGCCUGCACUCGGGCGGCGGCGGCGGCAGCGGGCACCACCAGCACUACUACUAUGACACCCACACCAACACCUACUACCUGCGCACCUUUGGGCACAACACCAUGGACGCCGUGCCCAGGAUCGACCACUACCGACACACAGCAGCGCAGCUGGGCGAGAAGUUGCUCCGGCCCAGCCUAGCGGAACUCCACGAUGAGCUGGAAAAGGAACCUUUUGAGGAUGGCUUUGCAAAUGGGGAAGAAAGUACUCCCACCAGAGAUGCUGUGGUCACGUAUACGGCGGAAAGUAAAGGAGUCGUGAAGUUCGGCUGGAUCAAGGGUGUAUUAGUACGUUGUAUGUUAAACAUCUGGGGUGUGAUGCUCUUCAUUAGACUGUCAUGGAUUGUAGGUCAAGCUGGAAUAGGUCUGUCAGUCGUCGUAAUAAUGAUGGCCACUGUUGUGACAACGAUCACGGGACUGUCUACUUCUGCAAUAGCCACUAAUGGAUUUGUACGAGGAGGAGGAGCAUAUUACUUGAUAUCUAGAAGCCUAGGGCCAGAGUUUGGUGGUGCGAUUGGCCUCAUCUUCGCUUUUGCCAACGCUGUUGCAGUUGCUAUGUAUGUGGUUGGAUUUGCAGAAACUGUGGUGGAGUUGCUUAAGGAACAUUCCAUACUUAUGAUAGAUGAAAUCAAUGACAUCCGAAUUAUUGGAGCCAUUACAGUGGUGAUCCUUUUAGGUAUCUCAGUAGCUGGCAUGGAGUGGGAAGCAAAAGCUCAGAUUGUUCUUUUGGUGAUUCUGCUACUUGCCAUUGCUGAUUUCAUCAUCGGAACAUUUAUCCCAUUGGAGAGCAAGAAGCCCAAAGGUUUCUUUAGUUAUAAAUCUGAAAUAUUUAAUGAGAAUUUUGGACCAGAUUUUCGAGAUGAAGAGACUUUUUUUUCUGUCUUUGCCAUCUUUUUUCCUGCUGCAACUGGUAUUCUGGCUGGAGCAAAUAUCUCAGGUGAUCUUGCAGAUCCUCAGUCAGCCAUUCCCAAAGGAACACUCUUAGCCAUUUUAAUUACUACAGUGGUUUACACAGGAGUUGCAGUAUCUGUAGGUUCCUGUGUUGUUCGGGAUGCCACCGGGAACAUUAAUGACACUAUUGUAACAGAGCUAACAAACUGUACUUCUGCAGCCUGUAAAUUAAACUUUGACUUUUCUUCUUGUGAAAGCAGUACUUGUUCCUAUGGCCUAAUGAACAACUUCCAGGUAAUGAGCAUGGUGUCAGGAUUUGCACCAUUGAUUUCUGCAGGUAUCUUUUCAGCCACUCUUUCUUCUGCGUUAGCAUCCCUUGUGAGUGCUCCGAAAAUAUUUCAGGCUCUAUGUAAGGACAACAUCUACCCAGCUUUCCAGAUGUUUGCUAAAGGUUAUGGGAAAAACAAUGAACCUCUUCGUGGCUACAUCUUAACAUUCUUAAUCGCACUUGGAUUCAUCUUAAUUGCUGAACUGAAUGUUAUUGCUCCAAUUAUCUCUAACUUCUUCCUUGCAUCCUAUGCACUGAUCAAUUUUUCAGUAUUCCAUGCGUCACUUGCAAAAUCUCCAGGAUGGCGGCCAGCAUUCAAAUACUAUAACAUGUGGAUAUCACUCAUUGGAGCAAUUCUUUGUUGCAUAGUGAUGUUUGUCAUUAACUGGUGGGCUGCAUUGCUAACAUAUGUGAUAGUCCUGGGGCUGUAUAUUUAUGUUACCUACAAAAAACCAGAUGUGAACUGGGGAUCCUCGACACAAGCCCUGACCUACCUGAAUGCGCUGCAGCACUCGGUUCGCCUUUCUGGAGUAGAGGACCACGUGAAAAACUUCAGGCCACAGUGUCUUGUUAUGACAGGUGCUCCAAACUCACGCCCAGCUUUACUUCAUCUUGUUCAUGAUUUCACAAAAAAUGUUGGUUUGAUGAUCUGUGGUCAUGUACAUAUGGGCCCUCGUAGACAAGCCAUGAAAGAGAUGUCCAUUGACCAAAUUAAAUAUCAGCGCUGGCUUAUUAAAAACAAAAUGAAAGCCUUUUAUGCUCCUGUACAUGCGGAUGACUUGAGAGAAGGUGCACAGUAUUUGAUGCAGGCUGCUGGUCUUGGGCGUAUGAAACCAAACACACUUGUUCUUGGAUUUAAGAAAGAUUGGUUGCAAGCAGAUAUGAGGGAAAUGGAUAUGUAUAUAAACUUAUUCCAUGAUGCUUUUGACAUACAAUAUGGAGUAGUGGUUAUCCGCCUAAAAGAGGGUCUGGAUAUAUCUCAUCUUCAAGGACAAGAAGAAUUACUGUCAUCACAAGAGAAGUCUCCUGGUAUGAAGGAUGUGGUACUAAGUAUGGAGUAUAGUAAGAAAUCAGAUGUAGAUACUUCCAAACCAUCUGGUGAAAAAACCAUUACACAUAAAGAUGAGGAAGAGGAUGGCAAGACUCCAACUCAACCACUGUUGAAAAAAGAAUCCAAAGGCCCUGCUGUGCCUUUAAAUGUAGCUGACCAAAAGCUUCUUGAGGCCAGUACACAGUUUCAGAAAAAACAAGGAAAGAAUACUAUUGACGUCUGGUGGCUUUUUGAUGAUGGAGGUUUGACCUUAUUGAUACCUUAUCUUCUGACUACCAAGAAAAAGUGGAAAGAUUGUAAGAUCAGAGUAUUCAUUGGUGGAAAAAUAAACAGAAUAGACCAUGACCGGAGAGCAAUGGCUACUUUGCUUAGCAAGUUCCGGAUAGAUUUCUCCGAUAUCAUGGUCCUGGGAGAUAUUAAUACUAAACCAAAGAAAGAAAAUAUUGUAGCUUUUGAUGAAAUGAUUGAGCCAUACAGACUUCAUGAAGACGAUAAAGAACAAGACAUUGCAGAUAAAAUGAAAGAGGAUGAACCAUGGCGAAUAACAGAUAAUGAGCUUGAACUUUAUAAGACCAAGACACACCGGCAGAUCAGGUUAAAUGAAUUAUUAAAGGAACAUUCAAGCACUGCUAAUAUCAUUGUCAUGAGUCUCCCAGUUGCACGAAAAGGUGCUGUGUCUAGUGCUCUCUACAUGGCAUGGUUAGAAGCUCUCUCUAGGGACCUACCACCAAUUCUCCUAGUCCGUGGGAACCAUCAGAGCGUCCUUACCUUCUAUUCCUAAAUGUGCUACACAGUGGGCAGCCCUUCGGAUGGUACUUCAGUGCCUAGUGAAGUAACUGAAAUCUUCAGUGACAUGUUAACAUCACAAUAGCGAACUGUGACUUUUCUUUCACUAUUUCAUUAAUUGGAAAGCACACCGGAAGUUGCUCCAUUGGUCUGUGCAUCGAGACUUCAGUUUUAGUCAAUAAUGUAUCUCAAUCUUAAUGAUUCCUUGUUGGACUGAAGCUCAUGAGCAUGAAGUUUUCCUUUGCUACUUGAAUAGCAAUAAAAGUGUGUUAUUUUUUGAUUGAUGAAAAGAGUACAAAAAGCCUUUAGCCUUGAGGUGCCUUCUGAAAAAUAACCAAAUUUCAUCCAUAUACCCUCUUUUAUAAAUUUAUAGAAUGUCAGACUUUGCCUUCAGCUAUUUUUAUUUCUAGUCUCUUCCACCUUAAAAUGGACACUGCUUUUCUUCCAUUGACCAAUUAGUGUUGAGUACUGUAUGUUUUCUAUCAUUUUUGUAAAGGUAUAUGUUAGAUUUUAAAGGUGAGAAUUAGGGCAUGUUAAUGAAAAAUGCAAUAAAAAAAAAAAUGGGAACCAAAAAGUGACCCUAAGUUUAAGUUUGUAUGAGUAUGUAUAAAUGUAGAUCUAGGGAAAAAAGGCCCAAUAAACCUUUUUGUUGUUGUUGUUAAACUUC
Molecule: messenger RNA, 4740 nt
Organism: Hipposideros armiger (great roundleaf bat)
Lineage: Eukaryota; Metazoa; Chordata; Mammalia; Chiroptera; Hipposideridae
Gene: SLC12A2
Product: solute carrier family 12 member 2
Exons: 27
Coding region: 457-4068 (1203 amino acids)
Biological process (GO): sodium ion homeostasis; sodium ion transmembrane transport; potassium ion import across plasma membrane
Cellular component (GO): apical plasma membrane
Molecular function (GO): sodium:potassium:chloride symporter activity; ammonium channel activity
Source: RefSeq, a predicted model, not a curated record